AUGGCUAACUCGCAAUACACGCUGCCCAAGCUUCCCUACGCUUACGAUGCGUUGGAGCCUCACAUCUCGGCCCAGAUCAUGGAGCUUCACCACAGCAAACAUCAUCAAACCUACGUCACCAACCUGAACAAGGCUAUCGAGACAUACAAUGCCAACCCCUUGCAGAACCGCAUUGCCGUUCUUGCGGCCCUCAACUUUAACGGCGGCGGUCACAUCAACCACUCCUUGUUCUGGGAGAACCUCUCCCCUGCCUCCAGCCCAGAUGCCUCCCCUGAUUCUGCUCCCCAGCUCAUCGCUGAGAUCACGCGCGUCUGGGGCGGUUUGGACAAGUUCAAGCAAGCAUUCAACGCUGCAUUGCUAGGUAUUACCGGUAGCGGCUGGGGCUGGUUGAUCAAGGACGACACUACUGGCUUGAGCAUCAUUACGACUAAAGACCAGGAUCCCGUGACCAAGGGCGUGCCCAUCUUUGGCGUUGACAUGUGGGAACAUGCAUACUACCUUCAGUACUUGAACGGAAAGGCAGCGUAUGUGGAAAAUAUUUGGAACGUCAUCAACUGGAAGACUGCCGAGUCAAGAUUCUCUGGCUCUCGGGACGAUGCUUUCAAGGCUCUGAAGGCGGUUCUCUAG
Colletotrichum truncatum is the source of this 627-nucleotide messenger RNA. Its product is annotated as manganese-superoxide dismutase. The record is from RefSeq and is a predicted model, not a curated record. Gene Ontology annotation, biological process: superoxide metabolic process. Gene Ontology annotation, cellular component: mitochondrion. NCBI's taxonomy places the organism in Eukaryota, Fungi, Ascomycota, Sordariomycetes, Glomerellales, Glomerellaceae. Gene Ontology annotation, molecular function: metal ion binding; superoxide dismutase activity.